Molecule: messenger RNA, 1497 nt
Organism: Williopsis jadinii
Lineage: Eukaryota; Fungi; Ascomycota; Saccharomycetes; Phaffomycetales; Wickerhamomycetaceae
Gene: ACO1
Product: aconitate hydratase ACO1
Exons: 1
Coding region: 1-1497 (498 amino acids)
Biological process (GO): tricarboxylic acid cycle
Cellular component (GO): cytosol; mitochondrion
Molecular function (GO): aconitate hydratase activity; 4 iron, 4 sulfur cluster binding
Source: RefSeq, a predicted model, not a curated record
AUGGGUGCUGAAAUCGGUGCUACCACAUCUGUUUUCCCAUUCAACAAGUCUAUGGUUGACUACUUGAACGCAACUGGCCGUAACAAGAUUGCUGAGUUUGCUACUUUGUACAAGAAUGACUUCUUGUCCGCUGAUGCUGGUUGUGAGUACGAUGAGGUUAUCGAGAUUGACUUGAACACCUUGGAGCCAUACAUCAAUGGUCCAUUCACUCCAGAUUUGGCUACCCCAGUCUCCAAGAUGAAGGAAGUUGCUAUUGAGAACGACUGGCCAUUGGAGGUUAAGGUUGGUUUGAUUGGUUCAUGUACCAACUCUUCUUACGAGGAUAUGUCCAGAUCUGCUUCCAUCAUCAAGGAUGCUGCUGACCACGGUAUUAAGGCCAAGUCCUUGUUCACUGUUACCCCAGGUUCUGAACAAAUUAGAGCAACCAUUGCCCGUGACGGUCAAUUGCAAACCUUCGAGGAGUUCGGUGGUAUUGUCUUGGCCAACGCUUGUGGUCCAUGUAUCGGUCAAUGGGACAGACAAGACAUCAAGAAGGGUGACAAGAACACAAUCGUCUCUUCUUACAACAGAAACUUCACUGCCAGAAACGAUGGUAACCCAGCUACCCAUGCUUUCGUCGCUUCUCCAGAGAUGGUUACUGCUUACGCCAUUGCAGGUGACUUGAGAUUCAACCCAGUAACUGAUACCCUUGUUGGUGCUGAUGGUAAGGAAUUCAAGUUGAAGCCACCUUCCGGUGACGGUCUUCCACAACGUGGUUACGACCCAGGUGAGAACACCUACCAAGCUCCACCAGCUGACCGUGCUUCUGUUCAAGUCCAAAUUUCUCCAGAGUCUGACCGUUUGCAAAAGUUGACUCCAUUCAAGCCAUGGGAUGGUAAGGAUGGUUUGAACAUGCCAAUCUUGAUCAAGUCUGUUGGUAAGACCACCACUGACCACAUUUCUAUGGCCGGUCCAUGGUUGAAAUACAGAGGUCACUUGCAAAACAUCUCUAACAACUACAUGAUUGGUGCUAUCAACGCUGAGAACGGUAAGGCCAACACUGUUAAGAACUUGUACACUGGUGAAUAUUCUGGUGUUCCAGACACUGCCAUUGCUUACAGAGAUGCUGGUAUUAAGUGGGUCGUUGUUGGUGGUGAGAACUUUGGUGAAGGUUCUUCCCGUGAGCAUGCUGCUUUGGAGCCACGUUUCCUCGGUGGUUUCGCUAUUAUUACAAAGUCCUUCGCUCGUAUCCACGAGACCAACUUGAAGAAGCAAGGUCUUUUGCCAUUGAACUUUGUUGAUCCAGCUGCUUACGACAAGAUCAACCCAGAUGACACUGUUGACAUUUUGGGAUUGAAGGACUUGGCUCCAGGUAAGAACGUUACCUUGAGAGUGCAUCCAAAGAACGGUGAGGCUUGGGAGACCCCAUUGUCCCACACCUACAACGCUGAGCAGAUCGAAUGGUUCAAGUACGGUUCUGCUUUGAACAAGAUGGCUGCUUCUAAGAAGCAUACUUAA